UCGCACCUCGAAACCUUCCUAGUACAGGAUUCUUCCCGUUCCUGCAAACCCUACUCUGUGACACAGACUCCAAAUGCAAAGACACACCCUAUGGACCACAAGAUCUCCUUCGUAGGAAAGGGAUCGAUGAUGCUCUAUUUAAAGACAGUGAAAUUUCGAGAAAGUCAUCCAACGUGGAGAAGGACAGCAAUUUAUCACUCCACAGCACCCAACUUCCAGAAAGAAGGCACGCAUCGCUGGCCACAGUUUUUCCCAGUCCAAGUUAUGAUUUGGAAAGUACUGGAACAGAUACUUUCAAUGGCAGUCAAGUGCUUGCAUGGAUCCUUGGUUUGGAAAAGCUGUUAAAGCAAAAUUCGACUUCAGAAGAUAUACGAAGAGAACUGUGUGAGAGCUAUCCAGGGUACAUUGCAGAUUAUGCCUUCUCUUGGACCAUUCUAGGAAAAAAUGUUUUUAACAAAUUUUGCCUUUCCAACAUGACCCUUUUAGAGUCUUCUCUCCAAGAACUAGAAAAACAGUUCUCUCAGCUAUCAAGUGACCCCAACAAUCAGAAGAUGGUGUUUCAGGAAAUAGUAAAAGUGCUAUCCUUCUUCUCACAAGUGCAAGAGCAGACAGCUGUGUGGCACCUUCUCUCGAGUUUUCCAAAUGUGUUUCAGAAUGACACAUCACUCAGCAAUCUAUUUGAUGUUCUUCGAAAGGCAAACAGUGCACUGCUGGUCCUGCAGAAGGUUUAUCCACGUGUUGCAACUAACGAAGGUUUCAGAACACUUCAGAAGUCUGUUAAACAUCUGCUGUACACUCUGGACUCCCCAGCUCAAGGUGACUCGAACAAUACAAAGCAUGUGUGGAGUGAGGAUGAUGGACAGACAUUGUCCCCAAGCAGUCUGGCUGCACAGCUCCUUAUCCUGGAAAACUUUGAAGAUGCCCUCUUAAAUAUAUCAGCAAAUAGUCCUUAUGUUCCUUACCUGGUGUGUGUGAGAAAUGUGACUGACAAUUUGGCCAGGGGAUCACAAGAAAAUCUAAGACUCCUGCAGUCCACAAUUAGAUUUAAAAAAUCUUUUCUUCAAAACGGUUCCUAUGAGGAUUACUUCCCUCCAGUUCCUGAAAUCUUAAAAUCAAAACUGUCUCAGCUUCGAAACUUGACGGAACUUCUUUGUGAACCUGAAACUUUCAGUUCAAUAGAGAAAUCAUGCCUGCUCUCUAAUUCGAGCUUCGGGAGCCUGUGUGAGGACAGUGCAAUCCAUGUGCAACUCCUCGAAGCAGCAGAGCUGGGCACCGAAAUAGCAGCCAGCUUACUGCACCAUAACAUCAUCAUAUCUAAAAAACUGAGGGAUUUGGUGACUGGGGAUCCUAGCAAAAUUAAUUUAAAUAUGGAUCAGUUUCUAGAACAGGCAUUGCAAAUGAAUUACUUGGAAAAUAUCACACAGUUGAUACCGACCAUAGAAGCCAUGCUGCAUGUCAAUAACAGUGCAGACACUUCUGAGAAACCAGGUCAGUUAAUAGAAAUGUUUAAGAAUGUUGAAGCGCUGAAGGAAGAUCUGAGGAUAACCACAGGGAUGUCCCACGGGAGCAUCGACAAGUUGCUGGCCAUUCCUAUCCCUGAUAACAGAGCUGAGAUUAUUUCUCGAGUAUUCUGGUUGCAGUCUUGUGAUACUAAUAUCACCAAUCCCAAACUGGAAGAUGCGAUGAAGGAAUUCUGCAGCCUGCCUCUCUCAGAGCGAUCCCAUCAGUCUUACCUCAUUGGACUCACUCUUCUGCACUACUUAGACAUUUACAACUUCACAUACAAGGUGUUUUUCCCUAGGGAGGAUCAAAAGCCAGUGGAAAAAAUGAUAGAAGUCUUCAUGAGGCUGAAAGAGAUUCUCAAUCAGAUGGCUUCCGGCACACAUCCACUGCUAGACAAAAUGAGAUCCCUAAAACAAAUGCAUCUGCCCAGAAGUGUUCCAUUAACACAGGCAAUGUACAGAAGCAACCGAAUGAACACACCCCAAGGGUCAUUCAGUACAAUCUCCCAAGCCUUAUGUUCUCAAGGAAUUACCACUGAAUACUUAACUGCCAUGCUGCCCUCUUCCCAGAGGCCAAAAGGCAACCACACCAAGGACUUUUUGACUUAUAAAUUAAGUAAAGAGCAAAUUGCUUCAAAAUAUGGAAUUCCCAUACAUACCACCCCAUUUUGCUUCUCCCUUUAUAAAGACAUCAUUAACAUGCCUGCUGGACCUGUGAUUUGGGCUUUCUUGAAACCUAUGUUGUUGGGAAAGAUUUUAUAUGCACCCUAUAACCCGAUUACAAAGGCAGUAAUGGAAAAGUCCAAUGCAACUCUGAGGCAGCUGGCAGAAUUAAGAGAAAAAUCUCAAGAGUGGAUGGAUAAGUCACCACUUUUCAUGAAUUCCUUCCACCUGUUAAACCAGGCAAUUCCAAUGCUCCAGAAUACUCUAAGGAACCCCUUUGUGCAAGUUUUUAUAAAAUUCUCUGUGGGACUUGAUGCUGUUGAACUAUUGAAACAGAUAGAUGAACUCGACAUUCUAAGGUUGAAAUUAGAGAACAACAUUGACAUCAUCGAUCAGCUUAACACAUUAUCUUCUCUGACAGUAAAUAUUUCCUCUUGUGUAUUAUAUGAUCGCAUUCAGGCAGAGAAAACUGUAGAUGAAAUGGAGAGAGAGGCCAAAAGGCUCUACAAAAGGAAUGAACUCUUUGGAAGUGUUAUUUUUAAGCUUCCUUCUAACAGAAGCCAGCACAGAGGCUAUGACUCUGAAAAUGUCUUUCUUCCUCCUGUCAUAAAAUAUACCAUCCGCAUGAGUCUCAAGACCGCACAGACCACAAGAAGCAUAAGAACCAAGAUUUGGGCCCCAGGGCCACACAAUUCUCCAUCAAACAACCAGAUCUAUGGCAGGGCUUUUAUUUAUUUACAGGAUAGUAUUGAAAGAGCAAUCAUUGAAUUGCAAACUGGAAGGAACUCCCAGGAAAUAGCAGUCCAGGUUCAAGCAAUUCCUUAUCCCUGCUUCAUGAAAGACAACUUCCUAACCAGUGUCUCUUACUCUCUUCCCAUCGUGCUCAUGGUUGCCUGGGUUGUAUUUAUAGCUGCUUUUGUAAAAAAGCUUGUUUAUGAGAAAGACCUCCGGCUUCAUGAGUACAUGAAGAUGAUGGGUGUGAACUCUUGCAGCCAUUUUUUUGCCUGGCUUAUAGAGAGUGUUGGAUUUUUACUGGUUACCAUCAUGAUCCUCAUCGUUAUACUCAAGUUUGGCAAUAUUCUUCCUAAAACAAAUGGGUUCAUUUUGUUCCUGUAUUUUUCGGACUACAGCUUCUCAGUUAUUGCCAUGAGCUAUCUUAUCAGUGUCUUCUUCAACAACACCAACAUUGCAGCUCUGAUCGGAAGCCUCAUCUACAUCAUUGCUUUUUUUCCAUUUAUUGUUCUGGUUACAGUUGAGGAUGAGUUGAGCUAUGUAGUGAAAGUAUUCAUGAGCCUGCUGUCUCCAACAGCAUUCAGUUAUGCAAGCCAAUACAUUGCACGAUACGAAGAACAGGGCAUUGGUCUUCAGUGGGACAAUAUGUACAGCUCCCCAGUUCAGGAUGAUACCACCUCAUUUGGCUGGCUGUGCUGUCUAAUCCUAGCUGACUCUUUCAUCUAUUUCCUUAUUGCUUGGUAUGUCAGGAACGUUUUCCCAGGGACAUACGGUAUGGCAGCUCCUUGGUAUUUCCCAAUCCUUCCUUCCUAUUGGAAGGAACGAUCUGGAUGUGCAGAGGUGAAGCAUGAGAAAAGCAACGGCCUUAUGUUUACUAAUAUCAUGAUGCAGAACACCAACCCAUCUGCCAGUCCUGAAUAUUUGUUUCCCUCCAACAUUGAGCCUGAACCUAAAGAUCUCACAGUUGGGGUUGCCCUGCACGGGGUCACAAAGAUCUAUAGCUCAAAAGUCGCUGUUGAUAACCUCAAUCUAAACUUUUAUGAAGGGCAUAUUACUUCAUUGCUGGGACCCAAUGGAGCUGGGAAAACUACUACCAUCUCCAUGUUAACUGGGCUGUUUGGGGCCUCAGCAGGUACCAUCUUUGUGUAUGGAAAAGAUAUCAAAACAGACCUCGACUCUGUGCGGAAGAACAUGGGGGUCUGCAUGCAGCACGACGUCCUGUUCAGCUACCUCACCACCAAGGAGCACCUUCUCUUAUACGGCUCCAUCAAAGUUCCUCACUGGACCAGAAAGCAGCUCCACGAGGAAGUAAAAAGGACUUUAAAAGAUACUGGACUGUACAGCCAUCGUCAUAAGAGAGUUGGAACACUGUCGGGAGGAAUGAAGAGGAAAUUAUCCAUAUCCAUAGCUCUCAUUGGUGGAUCAAGGGUAGUAAUUUUGGAUGAACCAUCCACUGGAGUUGACCCAUGUUCUCGUCGAAGUAUAUGGGAUGUUAUAUCCAAGAACAAAACUGCCAGAACAAUCAUUCUGUCGACGCACCACUUGGAUGAGGCAGAAGUGCUGAGUGACCGCAUCGCCUUCCUGGAGCAUGGCGGGCUCCGGUGCUGCGGGUCACCGUUUUACCUCAAGGAAGUAUUUGGGGAUGGCUAUCACCUCACGCUCACCAAGAAGAAGAGUCCAAAUCUAAAUGCAAAUACAGUAUGUGACACAAUGGCCGUGACAGCAAUGAUCCGCUCACACCUCCCUGAUGCCUACCUCAAAGAGGAUAUUGGGGGAGAGCUUGUGUACGUGCUUCCUCCAUUUAGCACCGAAGUCUCAGGAGCCUAUCUGUCACUCCUGAGAGCGCUGGACAGUGGCAUGGGUGACCUCAACAUUGGCUGCUAUGGCAUUUCAGAUACCACCGUGGAAGAGGUGUUUCUGAACUUAACUAAAGAGUCACAAAAAAAUAGUGAUAUGAGUCUUGAACAUUUAACACAAAAGAAAAUCGGAAAUUCCAGUACCAACGGCAUCUCAACUCCUGACGAUUUGUCUGUGAGCAGCAGCAAUUUCACAGACAGAGACGACAAAAUCCUGACAAGAGGAGAGAGGUUGGAUGGUUUGGGACUGCUAUUAAAAAAGAUAAUGGCUAUUCUCAUUAAGAGGUUCCACCACACCCGCAGGAACUGGAAAGGUCUUAUUGCUCAGGUUAUCCUCCCCAUCGUCUUUGUAACCACUGCCAUGGGCCUCGGCACACUGAGAAAUUCCAGCAACAGUUAUCCUGAAAUCCAGAUCUCCCCUUCUCUUUAUGGCACCUCUGAGCAGACAGCCUUCUAUGCGAAUUCUCACCCAAGCACAAAAGCACUGGAAUCAGCAAUGUGGGACUUCCCUGGCAUUGACAACCUGUGUCUGAACACCAGUGAUCUGCGAUGUUUAAAGAAAGACAGUCUGGAAAAAUGGAAUACCAGUGGAGAACCUAUCACUAAUUUUGGUGUUUGCUCCUGCUCAGAAAAUAUCCAGGAAUGUCCUAAAUUUAACUAUUCCCCACCUCAUAGAAGAACUUAUUCUAACCAAGUAAUUUAUAACCUCACUGGGCACCGCAUGGAAAAUUAUCUUAUAUCAACUGCAAAUGAGUUUGUCCAAAAAAGAUAUGGAGGUUGGAGUUUUGGGCUGCCUUUGACUAAAGACCUUCGUUUUGAUGUAACAGCAGUUCCUGCUGAUAGAACACUUGCCAAGGUAUGGUAUGAUCCAGAAGGCUAUCACUCCCUUCCAGCCUACCUCAACAGCCUGAAUAAUUUUCUCCUGCGAGUUAACAUGUCAAAAUAUGAUGCUGCCCGACACGCCAUCAUCAUGUACAGCCACCCUUAUCCAGGAGUGCAAGACCAAGAACAAGCCACAAUCAGCAGUUUAAUCGAUAUUUUAGUGGCACUGUCGAUCCUGAUGGGCUACUCUGUCACCACUGCCAGCUUUGUCACCUAUGUUGUAAGGGAACAUCAGACCAAAGCCAAGCAGUUGCAGCACAUUUCAGGCAUUGGUGUGACAUGCUACUGGGUAACAAACUUCAUUUAUGACAUGGUCUUCUACUUGGUGCCUGUAGCAUUUUCAAUCGGUGUCAUUGCAAUUUUCAAGUUACCUGCCUUCUACAAUGAAAACAACCUAGGGGCCGUAUCUCUCCUACUUCUUCUGUUUGGGUAUGCGACAUUUUCUUGGAUGUACUUGCUAGCUGGGCUCUUCCAUGAGACAGGAAUGGCCUUCAUCACUUAUGUCUGCAUCAACUUGUUUUUUGGCAUCAAUUCCAUUGUUUCCCUGUCAGUGGUAUAUUUUCUUUCCAAGGAAAAGCUUAAUGAUCCGACUUUAGAACUUAUUUCUGAAACCCUUAAGCGCAUUUUUCUGAUUUUUCCACAAUUCUGUUUUGGCUACGGCUUGAUUGAACUUUCUCAACAACAGGCGGUCCUAGACUUCUUAAAAGCAUAUGGAGUGGAAUACCCAAGUGAAACUUUUGAGAUGGAUAAACUAGGUGCAAUGUUUGUGGCUUUGGUUUCUCAGGGCACCAUGUUUUUUCUCUUGCGACUCUUAAUCAAUGAGUGGCUUAUAAAGAAACUCAGACUCUUCUUCAGAAAACUUAAUGCUUCACCUGUAAUGGAGACAAUAGAAGAAGAUGAAGAUGUGCGAGCUGAGAGAUUUAGAGUUGAGAGUGGUGCAGCUGAACUUGAUCUGGUCCAGCUCCACUGUCUCACAAAGACCUACCAACUCAUCCACAAAAAGAUGACAGCUGUAAACAACAUAAGCAUUGGGAUACCUGCUGGAGAGUGCUUUGGCCUUCUUGGAGUUAAUGGAGCAGGAAAGACCACUAUAUUUAAGAUGUUGACUGGAGACAUAAUUCCUUCAAGCGGAAACAUUCUGAUCAGAAAUAAGACUGGAUCUCUGGGUCAUGUUGACUCUCACAGCUCAUUAGUUGGCUACUGCCCUCAGGAAGAUGCCUUAGAUGACCUGGUAACUGUGGAGGAGCAUUUGUAUUUCUAUGCCAGAGUACAUGGAAUUCCAGAAAAAGAUAUUAAACAAACUGUUCAUAAACUCCUUAGGAGACUUCACCUGAUGCCCUUCAAGGACCGAGCUAUCUCUAUGUGUAGCUAUGGUACAAAAAGAAAAUUAUCUACAGCACUGGCCUUGAUAGGGAAACCUUCCAUUCUCCUGCUGGAUGAGCCGAGCUCUGGGAUGGAUCCUAAGUCAAAACGACACCUCUGGAAGAUCAUUUCAGAAGAAGUACAGAACAAAUGUUCCGUCAUCCUCACAUCUCACAGCAUGGAAGAAUGUGAGGCUCUCUGUACCAGGCUGGCCAUUAUGGUGAAUGGAAGGUUCCAGUGUAUUGGAUCUUUGCAGCACAUAAAGAGCAGGUUUGGCCGAGGAUUUACUGUCAAGGUUCACUUGAAGAAUAACAAAGUGAGCAUGGAGACCCUCACACAGUUCAUGCAGCUGCACUUUCCAAAAACAUACUUAAAAGAUCAGCACCUUAGCAUGCUAGAGUAUCAUGUACCAGUCACAGCAGGAGGAGUAGCAAACAUUUUUGAUCUGCUGGAAACCAACAAAACUGCUUUAAAUAUUACAAAUUUCUUAGUGAGUCAGACCACUCUGGAAGAGGUUUUCAUCAACUUUGCCAAAGACCAAAAGUCCUAUGAGACUGCUGAUACCAGUAGCCAAGGUUCCACCUAAGUGUUGACUCGCAGGAUGACCGAAUAGAGUCUUAGCAUCUCCAGCAAACUCAAUCUCAGCACAUGGCAAAUGGCUUCAUUUUAAGGAAGAGCCACAGAAGAUACCACUUCCUCAAAAUAUUUUCAUUUAAAAGUAUUAUACUGUAUGGGAAGUUACAAUUGUGAAAGACUAACAAGCAAUUAUAGAUAGAAAGUUUUUUUGCUAAGGUCAGUGAAUGUUGUUGCUACUGAAAUUAAUUCCUGUAUGCUGAACACUGUGAGCCUGCUAAUGUAUAUGCUGUGGCGAUUCUUAUGCAGAGGUGAAACCACCUCAAGAUGAAUGUUUUAAUUUAUUACUUUCAAUAAACAGACAGUUUAAAAAGUAUGAAUAUUAGUAGUUGAAAAGUAAGAGUGGAGAAGAAAAGUAAGGUGGUUUGGGGUAGGUGGAGCUGGGUGAACAAACAAAAUACUAUAAUUUAUUUCCGGAAGAUAACAGAAUGAGCAUCAUCAUGAAUACGUGAAUCUACUGUGAUGUGUCAAGUGCUAAGGGCCAGAUUAACAUUUGCAGUAAGCAGCGGCACAAUGUCUGCAGCAUAUGUAUAUGUCCUUUGUAGUACCUGUGAAUACAUGGGGACAUACCGAACCCAAAAAAGUGCCUUUCCACAAGAAUGCAAUAGAGAGGGCAGUUUACCCUGGUGGUAAACUGAACUGAGAUUUAUUCCUGCCAUACCUUGCCAAUAAGGAGGCACAGGGUGGAGCAAGAAGCUACUUGCUCUGCAGUGGGCAGAAUGGGGUGUGUCGGCUGGGCAGAUACAAAUCCUGAAAACUGACAGAGAAUUCAUGUGCUGCUGGCAGGCAACAUUUUUUAAAGCUCGUAUAGAAACCAUCAUAUUACAGGUUUCUCCACAGGAAACAUUCCUGUGAGGGAAAGUGAAUAUGAAGAAAAUUUUCAGCUAAUUACCUGGCUGACCCAGAAUCGUGUGUAUGGCAGACUUCUUAAUAAUGCCAAAUUACAUGGCCCUCGGGGAAGGUGCUUUAUGCACUCUGUGUGUGUGUGUGUGUGCGCGUGUGCGUGCCCACGCACGCAUGCAUGUAUACAAGUUUGCCAACGUUGGCAUGACUGUUUCUCGUUUGAAAAUCAAUAAACUCAAAAUUUAGAAAAA
This is a messenger RNA of Galeopterus variegatus (Sunda flying lemur), 8724 nucleotides long. It is a transcript of the gene ABCA12, whose product is annotated as ATP-binding cassette, sub-family A (ABC1), member 12. Gene Ontology annotation, cellular component: membrane; intracellular membrane-bounded organelle. Lineage: Eukaryota; Metazoa; Chordata; Mammalia; Dermoptera; Cynocephalidae. Gene Ontology annotation, molecular function: ABC-type transporter activity; ATP hydrolysis activity; ATP binding. The coding region runs from base 474 to 7583 and encodes 2369 amino acids. The record is from RefSeq and is a predicted model, not a curated record. Gene Ontology annotation, biological process: lipid transport; transmembrane transport. The transcript is spliced from 51 exons.